Messenger RNA from Trichobilharzia regenti, 2986 nucleotides. The record is from the annotation of a GenBank genome assembly. NCBI's taxonomy places the organism in Eukaryota, Metazoa, Platyhelminthes, Trematoda, Strigeidida, Schistosomatidae.
AACGGUUAUCACGUUAUUCGCCACACUUGUUUUGGCGCCGUGACUGUCCAGUUCACGAGAGGUUGCGGAGUUAUCAUGUCCCUAACAUAUGUUAGUCCCCUUUCUAUUCAGAUUAUGGUUAAGGAGCUUCAUUCCAGGUUCUAUAUCUCAUGCUAUCUAUCUUCUGGUGUUAGUAUUUUGUUGUUGGUACUUUUGGCUUUUCUCCAAAAUAUCACCUAUAACCCACCGUGGUUUUGGGUUACAGGUACAACAGAUUUUUUCAAUCAAUAGCCUGACCCUAGAUACAUUUUUUGAUGUAUUCUUCACGUCCAAAAUCGUAUGGAUAAUGUGCAACUGCUUGAUUACCCACGCUGUCACUCACAUGUUCCGAUCCAGGUUAUCAGUAACGGACCGUAUCGUUUCGAGAACUUUUCAGAUUUUCGGUUCAUUUCUGACGUGGUGUGACCUCAAAAUACUCGCCUCAAGCUCUAUCCUGGGUGCUUUGAACAGUCUAGUCCUGGCGAAGAUUUUGGCCGAUGAAGAAUAUUCAUCUUUUUUUGAAUACAACAAUUUGUAAUGUCAUCCUCAUAAUCCUUAAAUGUGUUUAGCCCAUCGAUUAAUCCGCGACUGCAUAUACUCACGUAUUGUGGAGCGUUUAUGGGUCUAGUGUUUUGUUUUACCGUUUUGAUUCUCAAUAAACUCACACUAAACUACUGUCAUCCAGCAGAAAGCGUAUUCUCCAUUGCGAAAGAUCAUGUGAUGACACGUGUCUUCACAACUGUUGGUAGGAUGCUGUACUUCAUACUAUUGUGUGCAAUGUGCCCUAACCAUAUUCUUGGCUCUUCACAGAAUGUGUCCUUCUUUUGGAUAGUUGUAGACAAACAACUACUCCUGUUAAUGUUUUUGACUACCUUCCACCUGCAUUUCUGUUGGAGUUGUGCGAUUGACAUCUUGAAAUCACAGUUUUUGAAGCCUGUUGACAUCCCUUUGUUAUCUGUUAUCCAACCUUCUCAUUCUGUUCAGGGGAUCCUAAGUAACUCCAGUAAUACAAUAGAACAACACUUGGUUUUUGAAAGAUUGGCCGACCUGGUGGCUACCAGUCAAUCCGUCAGAUCAUCCAUAUUUUCCCUCAGUCAUAUAGGUGGUCGGCCUGUAGUAUGGAAACAAAUAAGCAACUUAUGUAUCCACUUAAUUGAUCAGUUUGUGACGAACGUUCAAAUGGCAAAUAAUUGUGGGAUUAACAACUUGGGUACACCUCUCUGGCCCAAAAGUAUGGAUAUUAAAUACAAACAACACCUGCCAUCAUCGUUCAAGGCACAAAUACGUCAACGCAACAUAACUACAACGAAAGCCUCCGUGACUACUGAUAAAUCAUGGCCUAAUCCCCAACCAAAUGGCUCUAUAAUCCUUCAAAACUUCAUAAAUGCUGGACGCACACUGUUUUCAAAAGUGUGUCCAUGGAUUCUUCAAACACCAGUUGUCAGUGUAUUGUCAUCAGAAAUUGCUUAUGCAUCGACAGCUCAUCUCUUUGCGACUGCAACAGAUAUCGAUUAUGCAAAUAGCACAAAUCCCAGUCAACUAACAGUACAAACAAGUGGUCAAAUUAUUAUAUGGGCAACAGAAGUUUUAGCCUGUUUAACAUUAUCUGCAUAUACUGAGGAUCCAUUUGGUACAGUUCAGCAGUCUUUGGGACAGAUUCUGUUACUAUUCGCUGAUGCAUUAGAGGCUGUUGAAAAGCACUUAAAGUUGGUCGGUUUAAUAAUCAAUCAGUAUAAACAAAUGAUGAAUGGUUCAGUUACUGAUAACCACCAGACGACAAGCAGCAUAUCAUCAACAGAUAAUAUACAAACUCCUUUAAGAAAUAGUAAACAAGUCUUAAACAAUGCAUUGCUUACAAAUGAUCAAUGCAAAUUCGCGUAUUAUCGUUUCGCCUCUGAUCCUAGCCUACCUUGGCGUGUAUAUGCAACAUUUUGUUGGGCUUUAACAAACUGUCUAAAUCAGUAUGGCGAUUAUCUAGAGUAAGUUACUUGGCUUUUGAGAGAUACUAAUUUGAACAUUUCAAUUAUGCGCCUAUGAACACUUCAAAGUCUUGCAUUUCUGAUUGAUGCGUUUAUAAGUGUAAUAGUCUUGUUGACGCAGAUAUAUGCGGAUGAUAUAGUCCUCCUUCCUAGGUGAAGACGCUGAUAGAAUGCAGAGUCUUCUGUAAACACCGCGAGGACGAACUGAAAUCUUCGACUGUUUGGCAUGCGAUUCGCUUGUGGUGGCAAAUGUAGGAUGCUGCUACAUGACUGGACUGGACUGUACUACGUUGACUUUGCUCCUAGCUUAAAGAUAGGGAGUAAGAUGGUAGUGUGCUGAGGACUUAUCUUAUUCGAGAUGUUGUCUCAUGAGUCCCAGUGGGUUAAUCGCUGACGAAAUCACAGAAUGGAUACAAAAGGCUCAUGCGGCAUUUACCAACAAGCAUCAUCUCUGGUGGAGACAUAAUAUCCAGUCGUCUUUCAUGGUUGACUAUGAAAGAUGGUCAUUGAGAGUGGAAGACAUGAAAAAAAACAGCUGUCUUCGAUCAUAGGUGUCUUCCUUCUAUCUCUUGUGUUCGAUGGUGUAAUGCGGUGAGCAAAUGUUGAGGUUAGUCGUCGAGUGUUAGGUGGACAGGGGAAAUCAAUUCAUGAGGUUGUUAAGCUACAUUCCAUUGUGGAUUAAAUUUAUUUUGAUAAAAUCCCACAGUGUUAUACAGUAACAUUUACUAAUAUCCACAACAAACUGUUGUGGAUUUCACUGACUGGUGAGGUCAUGUUUUCGUUUAACCACCACUAGCUCUUUUCCGACGUAAUUUAUCAUUUAUCAGCUAACGUUGCCCGUGGUCGAAGAAGGCGAUGGAUGGCUAGGAAUGCAUACGUAGCACAUGUCCUAACCAUCUCGCUCAAUCGACGUAACUUCACAACCUUGUUGAUUGAUUUCCUCUUCUAACUUAACAUUCGAUGACUAACCUCAAUGUUGCUCACCCUAU